This is a messenger RNA of Eublepharis macularius, 180 nucleotides long. Its product is annotated as 40S ribosomal protein S29-like. Gene Ontology annotation, biological process: translation. The transcript has a single exon. Bases 10 to 180 code for a protein of 56 amino acids. NCBI's taxonomy places the organism in Eukaryota, Metazoa, Chordata, Lepidosauria, Squamata, Eublepharidae. The record is from RefSeq and is a predicted model, not a curated record. Gene Ontology annotation, cellular component: cytosolic small ribosomal subunit; ribosome. Gene Ontology annotation, molecular function: zinc ion binding; structural constituent of ribosome.
GCCAGCAAGAUGGGCCACCAGCAGCUCUACUGGAGCCACCCCAGGAAGUUCAGGCAGGGCUCACGGUCCUGCCGCGUUUGCUCCAACCAUCACGGCCUCAUCCGCAAGUACGGCCUCAACAUGUGCCACCAGUGCUUCCGCCAGUACGCCAAGGACAUAGGCUUUGUCAAGCUCGACUGA